Molecule: messenger RNA, 552 nt
Organism: Arctia plantaginis
Lineage: Eukaryota; Metazoa; Arthropoda; Insecta; Lepidoptera; Erebidae
Source: the annotation of a GenBank genome assembly
AUGCAGCCCUGUGACGUUCUAUCCCGACAUUUGCCACGUUUCGCUGACCUGGAUGAGGAAGAUCAACACUUAUUCCGAGCUGCGUAUGAAACUCCCGCUUAUGAUCAUGACGAGUAUCAGGAAAAUGAUGAUCUACCCGCGGGCAAGCUGGACUUGCUCAAAGACGGUCUAUGGGCCAUCAAAGCGAAACUCAAGGAACUGAAAGCCUUUAACAAGGCAUUGUGUGCAAGUCUCCUGACAACAAAACUAAAAGUGAAGGAACUAGUGGCUAACAGCAUUGCACUAAAGAAACAUCAUCAUAUUGAAAUUGAAAAGAAAAAACCCAGUUACAAUUAUCAAACACCGUCUUACUCACACGCAGCAUCAUACCCUCAAUAUAGUCCGCAGCCGCAGUACACUCCACUGCCACAAUACAGUUCGCAGCCGCAGUACAGUCAACAGCAGCAGUACAGUCCACAGCCGCAAUACAGUCCACAACCGCAGUACAGUCCGGAGUACGCCGAGCAACAAUACACCCCUCAGCAAUCACACGAUCCAUACUACGGACAUUAA